This is a messenger RNA of Acanthosepion pharaonis, 1407 nucleotides long. The record is from the annotation of a GenBank genome assembly. Lineage: Eukaryota; Metazoa; Mollusca; Cephalopoda; Sepiida; Sepiidae.
AUGAGAAUUCUUAUCUUUUUUCUUGAUAUUUCAGUAUUCAAAGACAACGAUGGAUUGUUAAAGACUGGGAUGAAUCGUGCAGUGCAGACAAAAGUUACCUACCUACCAGAUGGUGCUGUAGUCAUUGUCUUCCCUACUAACCUGACAGUUGCCCUGGAGACGCGCGGCCAUCCAAUUCUGGAAAGCAAACAUCGGAUGCACUUCAAGAGGAAAGUGAUAAUACCAAAUCUUUAUGUCCACCGUCUGGAGUGGCGUUUCUAUCUGGAACGUUCUGGGCGUCAAAAACAAAACCGCCUGAUCGAACGGAUCGGUCGUCGGAUGAGGCUUGUUCUUUAUCUCUCUACAUAUAAAUGCAUCUACGUCUGUUCAUAUCUAUCUACAUACCUAACCUUUGUAUCUAACUGUUUCUAUCUAUCUAUCUAUCUAUCUAUCUAUCUAUCUAUCAGUUCAUAUCUAUCUAUCUCCCCUCUGUUCAUAUCUAUCUCCCCUCCGGUUGUAUCUAUCUAUCUAUCUAUCCUCCAUUCGUAUCUAUUCCCCUCUGAUCAUAUCUAUCUCCCCUCCGAUCGUAUCUAUCUAUCUAUCUCCCCUCUAAUCAUAUCUAUCUAUCUCCCCUCUAAUCAUAUCUAUCUAUCUCCCCUCUGUUCAUAUUUAUCUCCCCUCUGUUUGUAUCUAUUUUCCCUCCAUUCGUAUCUAUUCCCCUCUGUUCAUAUCUAUCUAUCUAUCUCCCCUCUGUUCAUAUUUAUCUCCCCUCUGUUCGUAUCUAUCUAUCUCCCCUCUGUUCAUAUCUAUUUAUCUCCCCUCUGUUCGUAUCUAUCUAUCUUCCAUUCGUAUCUAUCUCCCCUCCGAUCGUAUCUAUCUAUCUCCCCUCCGAUCGUAUCUAUCUAUCUCCCCUCCGAUCAUAUCUAUCUAUCUCCCUUGUGUUCGUAUCUAUCUGUCUCCCCUCUGUUCAUAUCUUUCUUCCCUCCAUUUUUAUCUAUUUCCCUCUGUUCGUAUCUGUCUAUCUCCCCUCCGAUCGUAUCUGUUUUUCUCCCUCCGAUCAUAUCUAUCUAUCUCCCCUGUGUUUUAUCUAUUCCCCUCUGUUCGUAUCUAUCUAUCUCCCCUCUGUUUGUAUAUGUCUAUCUAUUUAUAUCUCUUAAUCUGUCACUUCCUUUUUCAUCUAUAAAUCACUCUUCACUGUUCAUCUCUCUUCAUAUCUAUAUUCACCUUAACUUCUUUGCAACUUUCCUUCUAUCUUAUUCUCUUCAUAUCUACCUGUCUAGUUUAUACGUUUUUUUGUUGAAAUUUAUAAAAUCUUUCUCCCCUCCGAUUGUAUCUAUCUAUCUCCCCUCUGUUCGUAUCUAUCUAUCUACCGUCUGUUUGUAUCUAUCUUCCCUCCAUUCGUAUCUAUUUCCCCUCUGUUCAUAUUAA